AUGACGGCAAAUCAAAAGGCAUAUUUGGCCGAGAGGAAAAGAAAAAACCGGUCCAAAAGACAUGCAGACAAACGGAAGAGCGAGUUAUCUUUAACGGUCGAUGAUACAGAACGGAGUGACAAACCAAACAUAGUCCCUAAAUCCUCACCUCAAACGCAUCACAGUACAACGCCUCACAGUACGGCCACCGCAUUAAACGAUUGUGAGAAUGGAUGCCAAAAUCAAUCGAUCGACAAAAUCAUUUGGUCUUCAAAACGUUUCAUUCCCCUGGAGCUAUAUCCACACAUGUUGGGUGAUAACCCUGGCCGACCCCCAACACCCGACGAAAUUGAAUAUGCUAAAAAAGCAGCCGAAAGAUUCAAGUAUUUCAGCCAUGGAAAGGUCGUGAUCCACGACAAGGAUGACGAUUCAAAAGUUAUAGCUCUAAUCGAGUUUACUCGCUGGGAUCAACUAACUGGAGCGGGACUCGAGGAUUUACGUCAAGUCACACGAUUCCUCCAUGCAGCAAAGCAGUUUGUCAAUGCCGUUGACUCUGAAACACGUUCAUGGGGAGGGAAGAUGUUCGCCAUUGGAUGGCGGAAGGCAAUGGUUGCCUUUCAAUUGUUGGGACUUUAUCGAAACAAAGAAGCUAUCGCCAAAUCGCCAAGCACCUACGAUGCGCUCAUGCGCAAUUCGAGCAAAAUAUCUAAUAUUCUAGGUCGCCUCUUCAGACGUCUUGCAAAUGUGGCAUUCGCAAACAACCAAGAACUGAUGAACGACUAUUCAGUUCCAUCGAUAGGCCAUCUUGCCUUCAAUAUGCCUAUUAAAGAUGAUGACUGUGCACCAAACCUAACGUUCACAACUGAUCGAUUCUUUAAUGCACCUCAUCGGGACGAAGAAGAUCUAUCCGAAUUUGCAUUUGGCUUAUUUGUUCCUGUUAACAAAAACGAUUGGUCACCUUCCAAUUCAAAUGGUCCUUCGGAAUUAGAAGGCGCCCAAGAACAGCUUGGAAUGUCGCUUCAGAUCAACAAAAAAAUUGCAACGGCUUCGCGGGAUACUCAAAGUGGCACUAUAUUCGAAAGGAAAGCGUUCAAGGAUAAGCCACGGGAUGCAUGUUACAUUGGCGAUCAUCAAACUUAUGUAGAUGGCAAACACUAG
This is a messenger RNA of Puccinia graminis f. sp. tritici CRL 75-36-700-3, 1137 nucleotides long. RefSeq lists its product as uncharacterized. Lineage: Eukaryota; Fungi; Basidiomycota; Pucciniomycetes; Pucciniales; Pucciniaceae. The record is from RefSeq and is a predicted model, not a curated record. The transcript has 2 exons. Bases 1 to 1137 code for a protein of 378 amino acids.